This is a messenger RNA of Hipposideros armiger (great roundleaf bat), 4776 nucleotides long. It is a transcript of the gene ZBTB14, whose product is annotated as zinc finger and BTB domain containing 14. Gene Ontology annotation, molecular function: DNA-binding transcription factor activity, RNA polymerase II-specific; RNA polymerase II cis-regulatory region sequence-specific DNA binding; protein binding. The record is from RefSeq and is a predicted model, not a curated record. NCBI's taxonomy places the organism in Eukaryota, Metazoa, Chordata, Mammalia, Chiroptera, Hipposideridae. The coding region runs from base 1544 to 2893 and encodes 449 amino acids. The transcript is spliced from 3 exons. Gene Ontology annotation, biological process: regulation of transcription by RNA polymerase II.
GAAUUUAAUACAGCCAGUCAUAUCUUAAAUAUUUACUAUGUACCUGUUACAAGCAUUAUCUCACGUAAUCAUCACGCAAGUCUAGCAGAAAGAGCCUGAUCUAAUUUUCAGAUAUGAAAUUACCCGUGUUUUCCCCGAAAUGCUGUUAAAACGAGUGUGAUAAAGCAGCAUAAGCGACUCUAAGGAGAUGCAGUAGUGCAGCUUCCUUUAUUUAGGUGAGCAGAAAACGCGGGAGCAGGAGGCACUUCCCAGGUCCAAACGCCCGGCACAGGCCCAGCCACAGCGUCAGAAGGAACGCGACAUGGUUUCAACUGCAAUGGAACCAUUACUUUUGCUGAACAGGAACGGAAGAACACUGCUGCGUUAUCAGCUCUCCUAGGGAGAGCUGCAAAUGAAAUCGAGUCCAGGCUCACGACUGCUAGAGAUGCGCUAGGGCCUCCAGCCCGCGUGACUUUUUGGGGGGAGCGUCCGGGUGACCGGAGCGUGGGCCCGGGCUUGGCUGGUUCCAGGGCUUUAGGGGUGAUCCCUUUCUCCUGGGUGACUUGGGGUCGCCCCUUAGCCUCCAAAUAAAAGAUGUCUAUUUUUUUCAUUCGUUCUGCAAACGUUUAUUAAGUGCCUAUCAUUCUCCCAUACACAAAACGCCGCAGCGAUACCAACCAAGACCCAACGCCCACGAACGCGCGUCUGGGUGUCGGCCGGUGUACGUGUAGAGCGACGGUGCCUGAGGCGCCUGCCCCGGGGCCAAAGGCGAGCCUCACAGCCUCAGCGCCCGGCCGGCGCGCGCCCGAGGGUGGCACUGCCCCACGUACAUGCACACGCAUAGGAACGCUGGGCUCCCGCGUCAACGGCGCUCUCCCGGCGCCGGGCGCGGGCGGGAGCUCAGAAAUCGGAGCAGGACGCAGGAGCUCCAGGCGGGGCGAGUGCCCGCGAGCAGUGCUCGUGCAUAAGUUGCUCAACUCCCGAAGCCCCGCCCCUGACCCGCCCACCCCUUCUCCCGCGCGCGGGCUCCGCGCGCCCCAAGCCGCACGCGUGCGCGCGCGUGCGCAGGCCAGGGCCCUCCGGGGGCGGCCCCGUAGACUCCAAGGAAAGCGUCGCACAGUCCCUGAUUAACCCUUUCCCUGCUCGCCAAUUUAAAGGCCCGGUCGGGUUCCGUGCCUGCGCAAGCCGGCGGCGCGCCUUCCCCCUAGCCCGCACCGCGCAUGCACGGGAAGGGGGGGGGGUUACUGGUGGGGGUGUUCACGGCCGGCUAGACAUUCUGUGCUCGUGCAGGAGGAGGGCUGCUACCAUCAGGGACGUGCACGAUUCCCCCUACCCCGCCCCCGCCCCAAACUGGAAAGAAAAAAAAAAAAUCCAAAACACACUGCCACUACCGUGCCCCCGCGCCCGCGUCCAUCCCGUCCCCGGCCUGCAUACAGCGAACGCGGGGAGCCCACGGCGAGUGUCUGUGGCUGUGUCAGGCUGCAGGACUGGCGUGCCCCUGAUCAGUAAUUCUGAUCUGAAGAAUCUGGUGUCUCAAGCAUUAAGACAAUAGCCUGAGUUGUUCAUGGAGUUUUUCAUCAGUAUGUCUGAAACCAUUAAAUAUAAUGACGAUGAUCAUAAAACUCUAUUUCUGAAAACACUAAAUGAACAACGCCUGGAAGGAGAAUUUUGUGAUAUUGCUAUUGUGGUUGAAGAUGUGAAAUUCAGAGCACACAGAUGUGUUCUUGCCGCCUGCAGCACCUACUUUAAAAAGCUUUUUAAGAAGCUCGAGGUUGAUAGCUCCUCAGUAAUAGAAAUAGAUUUUCUUCGUUCUGAUAUAUUUGAAGAGGUCCUGAACUACAUGUAUACAGCAAAGAUUUCUGUGAAAAAAGAAGAUGUUAACUUAAUGAUGUCAUCAGGUCAGAUUCUUGGUAUCCGAUUUUUGGAUAAACUCUGUUCUCAAAAGCGUGAUGUGUCUAGUCCUGAUGAAAAUAAUGGCCAGUCGAAAAGUAAGUAUUGCCUCAAAAUAAAUCGCCCCAUUGGAGAUGCUGCUGACACUCAGGAUGAUGAUGUGGAAGAAAUUGGAGAUCAGGAUGAUAGUCCAUCUGAUGACACUGUAGAAGGCACCCCACCGAGUCAGGAGGACGGCAAAUCACCUACAACUACGCUCAGGGUUCAGGAAGCAAUCUUGAAAGAGCUGGGGAGUGAGGAAGUUCGAAAAGUAAAUUGCUACGGCCAGGAAGUAGAAUCCAUGGAGACCCCAGAAUCGAAAGAUUUGGGGUCCCAGACCCCCCAAGCCUUAACAUUUAAUGAUGGAAUGAGUGAAGUGAAGGAUGAACAGACACCAGGCUGGACAACAGCUACCGGUGACAUGAAGUUUGAGUAUUUACUUUAUGGCCACCAUCGGGAGCAGAUUGCCUGUCAGGCGUGUGGUAAGACAUUUUCUGAUGAAGGCAGAUUGAGGAAGCAUGAAAAACUCCACACGGCCGACAGGCCAUUUGUUUGCGAAAUGUGUACAAAAGGUUUUACUACACAGGCCCACCUGAAGGAACACCUAAAAAUCCACACUGGAUAUAAGCCCUACAGUUGUGACGUGUGUGGAAAAUCAUUUAUUCGCGCUCCAGACCUAAAGAAGCACGAGAGAGUUCACAGUAAUGAAAGACCAUUUGCAUGCCAUAUGUGUGACAAAGCCUUCAAACACAAGUCCCACCUCAAAGAUCAUGAGCGAAGACACAGAGGGGAAAAGCCUUUUGUGUGUGGCUCCUGCACCAAGGCAUUUGCCAAGGCAUCUGAUCUGAAAAGGCACGAGAACAAUAUGCACAGUGAAAGGAAGCAGGUUACACCCAGUGCCAUCCAAAGUGAGACAGAACAGUUGCAGGCAGCGGCAAUGGCCGCUGAAGCAGAGCAGCAGUUGGAAACAAUAGCCUGUAGCUAGGUGAUGGGACAGGAACACUCUGCCUGAGCUGCGGAGACUGAGAUUGCAUUGUUCAUAAUAAGUGAACACCAGUCCCUGUAUUUUUUGUGGAAACUUAUGGAGCAUUGUACUCACUGGACUUAAGGCAGUGCUUGGUUAGGUAUUUUAAAAACUUUUCAAGGAAAUGAUGUUCCUUGGUUCUCACUGAACAGUUUCACUGACCUGUCUGGUGUCUAGUAUUAAUGUUGCCAGUAAGUCCCUCCUCCUAAGUCCCUCCUCCUAUUUUUUAUGAUUUUAAUUUGAGGACUCCCGUGUCCAGUUCAGAAGUGAGAGACUUCUAUUCCAUUUUAAUUCCUCUCUACACUUGCUGCACUGGUGAGCAAACUGCACAGAGUGAUAAUUGAGUAAAUUGAUUUUCCUAAUCAUAACAAUUACAUGUGACUUAUGGUCAAAACAGCAUUUUUAAUAACUUAAUAAAAGUACUUCAUGUAGAUGCAGAAAAUACUGGUGGGUGGUUGACCACGAACACUGCACAAAUAUGAAAACAAGGCCUGGAGAUGUGGAAUGGUCUUAGAUUUAUAUUUGGUUUGCUAAUUUUAUAUCACUGUUUUUCACAGUUUUUGUGGACAAAUAAUGGUUGCUUUGCUGAAGUGUUUCUUCAUCCAUUUUUGAUUGCCCAUACUUACCCCUAAAGAUGUGGUAACAAGUCCCGAAGGCUGAGCAAAUCCACAGGGAUGGUGGUGGUCUUGGGGGCUGAGUUCUUUCAUUCCUCACAUUUGGGGCUUUGCCACUGAAACAGAUGAGGUUUGUGGAGUGGACCAGUGGUGACAGAAUUAGAAAAGGGUGAAUAGGAACCUGGCUGUUAGAGACAAGGCUUUUCACAUUUGCAAUAAUUCCAAGGUUUCCUAGAUCAAAAUAAUUCUUAAUUGAUUUUGAAAUUGGAUUUUUAUUUCGGAUCAAAAUUAGGACUAGAACAGAUAUGUCUCUUCAGAUACAUUUGUGUAACUUAACAGAAUGUCAUCAAGCUUUUGGGCUCUCUGCAGCACAUGAUUUAUCCAUAAAGGAGAUGCAAUAUCCUAACUUUAAUACAUUUACAAUCUUUUAAGUGUGUAAAUAGUAUAGAAGUGUUGGUCUUAUGUAUUUCAAGUAAAAGUAGACAGCUGCACUAUUUUUGCACAUUGGAUUAAGAUAACUUCCAUCAGCAAAAAAACAUCAGUCUGUUUUUAACCAAUAUUAAAGAUUGUCAGACCAAAUGUUUAUGUUUUUGAAGUAUAUUUCAUCACUGGUUAUAUAGUUUUAAGUAGACGUUGAUUGCCUUUUCAUAGCCGUAAAUAGAAUUAUAAAUACUGUUCCAAUUUUGGUGUAUGAAAUGUUUUUAAACCAUUUCUUUAGGAAUAUAUUGAAUUACCAACAAUAGUUUGAAUUAUGUUCUAUAAUAAAGCAUUAGUCAAUUAUUUUAAAAAUGUACAAUUUUAGAAAAAUGUUUAUUUUUAAAAUUUAUUUUUGGUUUGCUAGGAUUUUUUUUAAAGAUACAUUAAAGUAAUUUCAUUUCAUAGCUUGUUGCAGUAACACCUAUAAUUAUUGUGGUGGGAGACAUUUUGUUUUUUAAAUUGGUGUAUAUGUUAUGCUCAAGAUUGUAGGUUUUUAAGAAACUUAUUUAUUGGUAAAAUGUUUUAUUUAGUUUAAAAUUAAUUUAACUUCGUUUCUUAAAAAUUGUUUAUUCUAUCCUAAAAGUAGUCCUGUCACUGUUUAUAUACUAUUAGUAGAAGGGGAACUUACUGAGGUUCCUAGGCUGUUUUAACCAAAGCAAAGGAAAACUAAUUUAACAUCUUGUUGAGAGCCACUUCAACAAACCAUUUUUGGGGCUUUCAUUUUUGUAUAUAAAAGAAAAUAUACUUCUGUCA